AUGGAACUUGUCGCCUUCUCUUCGCGACCCACAUGGGAAGAUCAGAAUUGGGUCGUCCCAACAUCCCGCGAAGACAUGCUCGAGGACUAUAAGGACUGGAUUCCUGCCGUGCGCAAGAUCAUGGAGAACGUCCGGAAGCCCGACAUCUGGGCGCUAUUCAACCACCCACCUGCAUCAAUCUACUACAGCGCUAAGCCACUCAUCUGCCUAGUGGGCGACGCCGCUCAUGCAUCGACACCGCACCAAGGCGCAGGUGCAGGAAUGUGUAUUGAAGAUGUGUACGUCCUGAGCGAGCUGUUGUCGCAGUGUCAUGCAAAGACUACCCUCGAGACGGUAUUCCACGCAUACGACGCUGUUAGAAGGCCGCGCAGCCAGAAGCUGGUCAAGACCAGCAAGGAAGCCGGUAUGUUGUGGGAAUUCGAAGGAGAAGGCGUCGGCGACGAUUUGGAGGCGCUGCGGAUUAAUGCGCAGACCAGGAUGGCGUGGAUUUGGGAUCACGAGAUAUCGAAUGACCUGAAGGAAGCAAGGCGGAUUAUGCAAGAGGGCUUGCCGAAUACUCCGUAG
Molecule: messenger RNA, 564 nt
Organism: Alternaria metachromatica
Lineage: Eukaryota; Fungi; Ascomycota; Dothideomycetes; Pleosporales; Pleosporaceae
Exons: 2
Coding region: 1-564 (187 amino acids)
Biological process (GO): secondary metabolite biosynthetic process
Molecular function (GO): FAD binding
Source: RefSeq, a predicted model, not a curated record